Molecule: messenger RNA, 2261 nt
Organism: Toxotes jaculatrix (banded archerfish)
Lineage: Eukaryota; Metazoa; Chordata; Actinopteri; Toxotidae
Gene: selenbp1
Product: selenium binding protein 1
Exons: 13
Coding region: 76-1494 (472 amino acids)
Molecular function (GO): selenium binding
Source: RefSeq, a predicted model, not a curated record
CAGGAUCUGGUCUGAGAGAGUCCAGACCGGCUGACAGCGAGACCUGCAGGAUCUGAUCAGACCAGGAGCUCAGACAUGGCCAGCUGUUCCGGAUGUGGACCAGGAUACCGCAGCCCGCUGGACGCCAUGAAGGGUCCUCGAGAGGAGAUCGUCUACCUGCCCUGCAUCUACCGCAACACCGACACCCUGAAACCCGACUACCUGGCCACUGUCGACAUCGACCCAAAAUCCCCCAACUACUGCCAGGUAAUCCACCGGCUGCCAAUGCCGAACCUUCGCGAUGAGCUGCAUCACUCCGGCUGGAACGCCUGCAGCAGCUGCUUCGGAGACGCCUCCAAGAAAAGGAACCGUCUGAUUCUGCCCUCACUCAUCUCCUCGAGAGUCUAUGUGGUCGACGUUGGGACGAAUCCCAGAGCGCCGCAGAUACACAAGAUAGUGGAACCAGUGGAUCUGUACUGGAAGUGUGACCUGGCGAACCCUCACACUUCUCACUGUCUGGGCAGUGGUCAGAUCAUGAUCAGCUGCUUAGGAGACCCAUCCGGCAAUGGCAAGGGUGGUUUCAUCCUACUCGACGGGGAGACGUUCGAGGUGGUCGGCAACUGGGAGCAGCCGGGCGAAACAGUGCCCUUUGGGUAUGACUUCUGGUACCAGCCUCGACACAAUGUGAUGAUCAGCACUGAAUGGGGUGCACCGAAAGCUCUGGCUGAUGGUUUUAAUCCUGCCCACAUCAAGGAAGGUCACUACGGCCGCUGCCUCCACGUUUGGGACUGGACCACCCACAGGAAACUACAGACGCUGGAUUUGGGUGAAGAAGGUGCUAUUCCCCUUGAGGUCCGAUUCCUCCAUGACCCCAAUGCCACCGAGGGCUUCGUGGGAUGUGCUCUUAAUUCAACGGUCUUCAGAUUCUACAAAACACCAAAAGGAGACUGGGCUGCAGAGAAGGUGAUCAGUGUUCCCAGUAAGAAGGUGGAGGGAUGGAUGCUGCCUGAGAUGCCUGGUCUGAUCACAGACAUCCUGAUCUCAUUGGACGACCGUUUCCUGUACUUCAGUAAUUGGCUGCACGGUGACGUCAGGCAGUAUGACAUCACAGACAGGAGGAACCCCCGAUUGGUCGGCCAGGUGUUUCUGGGAGGAAGUAUCGUCAAUGACGGACCAGUCAAAGUCCUGGAGGACCCUGAGAACCAGCCACAGCCCCCCCCACGCAUCAUCCAGGGGAGGCGUGUCUAUGGAGGUCCUCAGAUGUUACAGUUGAGUUUGGACGGUCGGAGACUUUACUUGACAACGUCUCUGUACAGCAGCUGGGACAAACAGUUCUACCCUGACAUGGUCAAAGAGGGCUCGGUGAUGAUGCAGAUCGAUGUGAACUCUGUUAGCGGAGGUCUCUCCCUGAAUGAAAAGUUCCUGGUGGAUUUUGGGAAAGAACCGGACGGUCCAGUUCUCGCCCACGAGCUGAGGUAUCCAGGCGGAGACUGCACGUCUGACAUCUGGGUGUAACAGCAUCGAGCUACAGAUGCUGCUGGGGGGCGCUACGGAGCCCGCUGGCCACACCUGAGCCCAGUCACUACAGGACUGUGUGCCAGUGUUCAUGAGUUGUUGAGGAUUCUCCAAAAUACAUUACACAAUGUUAAUCAUCAUCAUCAUCAUCAUUCAUAAUAAUAAUUAAAAGUGAGAAGAAAAUCCAUUUAGCACUGAAAUAAUUAUUAGUUGCAGCCUGAUAAAAAAAACACAGCUACAGCAGAAACAGCAGCUUACACAUGAAUAUAUCAGUGAUAAUGAUCCAGGGAUAUAACAGUGUAACUGUCACAGCCCUGACCCCUGACCCCUGACCCCUGAGCACACUUACACACUUUACUUCCAGAAGCUUUUCAUUGGCUUUUACUCACAGUGAAGUAUUUUUACACUGAGUACUUUCACUGUAGGACCUGAUUACUUCUUCCAGCCCAGCUGAUCAGACUGCAGUGAUCAAUACUGUUAAUGAAUAUGACUUUGAUGAAUCAUUAUCACGACAAUCAGCUGAAUCAGAAACCGUUGUAUUCAAUGGAAGUAUUCCAUUAUUUUCUCUGUGGUGAUUUUAAACUAAAAUGCUCAGAGUUUCUCUCUCAGGUUCAUCAGACUCAUAUUUUUCAUUUUGUGGCUUAAGUUUCCUCUCCUUAAAUCCAGCCUGUAACUCUGCUUCACGUCAGCUUUGUUUUCUGGAUCUGUGAAAUAAAACUCACCUGUUUAAAUUUACCUGUUGUCACCUGUCUUUCAGUUUUGUUUCC